UUUAAAAAUAUAUUUUGUUUUUUUAUUUUUUUUUAUACAUUUAUUUAUUUUUAAAAAUAUAAGCUAAAAUGUCGUCUUCGGCGGAUACACAAAUUAUUCCUGAUGUGAUCAUCGAUACCAAUUCAAAAGUCAGCUAUACAAAAGGUCGUUAUUUUGGCAAGGUUGGAUUUGCAAAAUGUUACGAAAUAACCGACAACCAAACAAAACAAGUAUACGCUGGAAAAAUGGUAUCGAAGAAAUUAAUGAUGAAACAUAAUCAGAAGGAUAAAAUGACUCAAGAAAUCACCAUUCACAGGUCCUUGAACCAUAAACAUGUGGUAGGCUUUCAUGGCUUCUUUGAGGACACUCACAACGUUUAUAUUAUUUUAGAGCUAUGUAGAAGACGGUCAAUGAUGGAGUUACAUAAACGUCGAAAAACCUUAACAGAACCAGAAACACGAUUUUAUUUACAUCAAAUAUUAGAUGGCGUUAAUUAUUUACAUACGAAGCGAAUUAUUCAUCGUGAUCUAAAAUUGGGUAACAUCUUUUUAAACGAUGAGUUAAAUGUGAAAAUCGGUGAUUUUGGUUUGGCAACGCGCGUUGAAUUCAACGGUGAACGGAAGAAAACGUUGUGUGGCACACCCAAUUAUAUUGCACCGGAAAUUUUAAAUAAAAAGGGACAUUCGUUUGAAGUGGAUGUAUGGUCGAUUGGUUGCAUUAUGUACACUUUGUUGAUGGGAAAACCACCAUUUGAAACUGGAACACUUAGGGAAACUUACUCGAAAAUUAAGAAAUGUGAUUAUAGAAUACCCAAAGAUUUGAGCACACCAGCUGUAAACAUGAUUGUAAAGAUGCUUCAAACCGAUCCACAACGUCGACCAACCGUAGCCGAUUUACUAAAUCAUGAAUUCUUUACACAUGGUUACAUGCCAUCAUGCUUGCCAGCCAGUUGUCUUACAAUGGCCCCACGAUUCGAUCACAUCGAGGCACAACACAAACAAGCGUUGGCACGUCGACCACUGGGUGAAAUGAACAAUGCCGAACAUCAAAUGAUUGUGGAUUCACCACGAAAACCAAUGCAAAACAAUUCAAUUACAUCGAAUGGUCGACCGAUUGAAUCGUCCGAAGAUUACCAGAAGAAUCUACGUGCGUUGAAAGAACAAUUAACAAAGUUGUUGUUAACAAAACCAGGUCGUGAACAUGGCAACUUUGGUGAUGACAUGACAGAUCCAGCUGCGCAACCAGUCGUCUGGGUAUCCAAAUGGGUUGAUUAUUCUGAUAAAUAUGGUUUUGGGUAUCAGUUGUGCGACGAAGGUGUUGGAGUUAUGUACAACGAUACCACUAAAUUAAUUAUGUUGGCCAAUGGAUUGAAUGUUCAUUACAUUGGUAAAGAUGGCGUUGAACAUUACAUGACGGUGGACGAUUAUCCAGCAUAUUUGGAGAAGAAAAUGAAAUUAUUAUCAUAUUUCCAUCGAUACAUGCGUGAACAUUUAAUGAAAGCUGGAGCACAGAUCAAAGUUAAGGAGUCUGAUUCAUUGUCACGAAUACCACAUUUACAUCAAUGGUGUCGCACUGGAUCCGCUGUAGUUAUGCAUCUCACCAAUGGAACUGUUCAGGUGAAUUUCUUGGAUCAUACAAAAAUAAUAAUGUGUCCAUUAAUGUCAGCCGUCACAUACAUCGAUAAUGAAAAGAACUUCCGUACGUAUCGAUUCCAAACCAUCGAGGAGCAUGGAUGUAGCAUUGAUUUAGCACGUAAUUUACGUUACGCCCUUGAGAAAAUUAAUAAUUUACUUAGCAAAUGAAGAAUC
This is a messenger RNA of Chrysoperla carnea, 1787 nucleotides long. RefSeq names its product serine/threonine-protein kinase polo (gene polo). The transcript has 6 exons. Gene Ontology annotation, biological process: mitotic cell cycle; protein phosphorylation; regulation of cytokinesis. NCBI's taxonomy places the organism in Eukaryota, Metazoa, Arthropoda, Insecta, Neuroptera, Chrysopidae. Gene Ontology annotation, molecular function: protein binding; ATP binding; protein serine/threonine kinase activity. The coding region runs from base 69 to 1781 and encodes 570 amino acids. Gene Ontology annotation, cellular component: centrosome; nucleus; spindle pole. The record is from RefSeq and is a predicted model, not a curated record.